Molecule: messenger RNA, 495 nt
Organism: Oryza sativa Japonica Group (Japanese rice)
Lineage: Eukaryota; Viridiplantae; Streptophyta; Magnoliopsida; Poales; Poaceae
Source: RefSeq, a predicted model, not a curated record
AUGAAGGCAGCUGUGGGGAACAAGAAAAGCAAGGGCACUUUCUGCGCCUUCUGCCACCCUUCUCUGCUCCUGCUCAUCGUGGCAAUCCAGUUCUUGAUGAUUUACUCACCAACCCUUGAUCAGUACAUGGUGAUGCUAACCACAGAUGAGUUCAUCCCGGAGCCUCACCUGCGAUGUGACUUCAGUGACAAUAAAUCCGACGUGUACGAGAUGGAGGGCGCCAUCCGCAUCCUCAGCCGCGAGUUGGAGGUAUUCCUGGUGGCGCCUCGCCUCGCCUCCAUCUCCGGCCGCAGCGGCGUGAACACGACGGGCUUGGACGCGAACGCGACGAGGUGGAAGAUCCAGCCGUACACCCACAAGGGCGAGUCCCGCGUGAUGCCUUCCAUCACGGAGGUGACGUUGCGACUGGUGACCGUUGACGAGGCGCCGCCGUGCGACGAGUGGCACGACGUGCCGGUGAUCGUGUACUCCAACGGCGGUUACUGCAGCAACUAG